Molecule: messenger RNA, 261 nt
Organism: Durusdinium trenchii
Lineage: Eukaryota; Dinophyceae; Suessiales; Symbiodiniaceae
Source: the annotation of a GenBank genome assembly
AUGCUCCAAGAGCAAUUUUCCACGCCAGCAGUGCGGGAAUAUUUUGAAAGCUUGGGGCUUGAUGUCUCAGAUGCCUGGUCCUUCUUCAAGCUACUGGAUGUCGAUGGAGGAGGGGCAGUGGAGAUCGAGGAAUUCCUCUUGGGUUGCUUGCGCUUGCGGGGGCAAGCCCGGGCCAUGGACAUUGCGAAAUUGAAGCCUGACGACCAUGGCCGCCGACCGUGCGUGCGCAUGCGUGCGCAUGUGUGUGGGUGCCGGGUUUGA